This is a messenger RNA of Coffea arabica (coffee), 2136 nucleotides long. RefSeq lists its product as uncharacterized. Lineage: Eukaryota; Viridiplantae; Streptophyta; Magnoliopsida; Gentianales; Rubiaceae. The record is from RefSeq and is a predicted model, not a curated record.
UAACUGGGAUUGAUUUAAACUUUUAGGAUACGCCAUUUAUGGGUAGAUAAGGAAGUUAGAUAUGGUGCCUUUUGUUAGGUUUUUUCAAGCAAGUGUUGAAUUUGAGCGCAAUUUGAGGUUUGGUUUCUGGUUUCUAAUUGGUUGAAUCACCAGCGUCAAGUAGUUGCAACUUAUUUAAGGAUAGAAGGGGAUAUCUAUUGUGCACAGUUCUAAACAAUAAACAGAUUAGAUGGCUAGUUAAUUUCACAGCAUUAAAAUGGGGCAAGAGGUUUGCAGUUUGUUGUUGUUGGGUGGUGAACAACACUUCAAGAGGGUUGCUGAUAUAUUAUGAAUUCAAGAUAUAGUUAGAUGCACAUUGUGGUAGGUUUUCUCUUAUAUACCUUUUAAUGACUGUAUAUGUUUGUUGAUCCUUGAAAGUUGCUGGGGAGCAGAGCUGAAGAAGAAAUGUGAAAAUGCUGUCAAUAAAGAUCGACACUUAAUGAGGUGUAGUUUGUUGGAGGAAACUGUCCCCUGUUUAAUACUCUUGAUUAGUAAGAUGAAAAUUGAAGCGUGGUAGAAGGAUAUGGUCAUAUUUAAUGGUGAGGCAUAAAGUUUCAAUUGAUAGUUGGAGACUGAAGUGUCUGUAAUGAAUAAUGAAACAGUUUGGAUGUCCAUUUCCUUAUCAUAAUUUGGUUUGCAAUGAAAGGGAGGAUUAAAAAAUAACUGACAAUGAUGUAAUGCCAUGUCUUGAUUUAAUGAGAAAACCUUUUCUUGUGCUGUUUUGAGCUAAUAAUAUCUAACUUGUCUAGGAUUACUGAAUGGUCACAGUUAAACAAGUCUCUCUAAUGGUUAAAGAUUUCUAGUUCUAUGCAUGCUCACCAUUCUCUGAUAAAAAGACGGUACCUAGAUCUACGAAAUCCCAAUUUCUAUAGGUUGAACCGAAGACAAUCAAAUUUAAGAAUAAAAUGAAAACUGGGAAGACAAGCUGGGAUGGAGCUCUGUGCUUUAUGCGAGAGAUAAAGGUUUGCUAGUGUCCACAAAAUUGCUUUUUCUAUGAUUCCUUUAAACGCCACCAAAAUGACAGAGUGCUGACUGAGUAUGAAUCUUUGACUUUGGUGUUGUGAAAUACACAGAGAUGACGAUAACUUCAAGACGAUCAUUCUAUCUUUAGUGCAAACCUUGUUUUCUUCUAUUUAACUCAGAGAAUGUCUGAUACUUGGUGCUACGUCCUUGCUGAUGAGACCAGCGAGACAAAUCAAACGCAAUAGCUGUAAAGUGCUCCAGAGAAGUAUUUAUUCUCCUUCAGUGUUGAAGUUAAACCAACUAGAGUGCAGAACAUGCAGAAUAUUCUGUGCUCUACCAGAAACAGCUGCUUCUAUUGCAGUUGCUGCUACCAUUGUAGGUACGGCAGCUACUCUUCUUAAAAGAAGAACGGAAGCUUCUGAAACAACUGAGGCCUCCACAAAAAUUUGUGAUGACUGUGGCGGUUCUGGUGUUUGUCCAGAAUGCAAAGGAGAAGGCUUUGUGCUAAAGAAACUCUCAGAGGAAAGUGCUGAGAGAGCAAGAUUGAUGGCAAAGAACGCAGCUACCAGAUACACAGCUGGGCUUCCAAAAAAGUGGAGCUAUUGCACAAAAUGCUCUUCUUCUCGAUCUUGUAGUAAUUGUGGUGGCACAGGGAAGCUUAGCUUCAAGAUUAACUGAAGUUUCGGUGGUUCUAAUUGAGCUCUGUUUCUCAUUGCAUCAAUCAGCUAAACGCCAUCAAGACUCGAGAAAGUGAUUCAAGCAAAUCAAUGCCAGUCUUUUUCUUUAUUUGAAGUCCCUGGAAAAGCCAGUCUUUUUACGCGCCUAAAAAACAAAAAGGACAAGUCUUUUUGUAUGUAAUUGCGUGCAAUUUCUAUGUAUUUGUAGGAGCUUGAGUUGCUUUUACCUUUUUCCUUUUCACAACGCUACUUUAGUUGUUUCAUGUUUACAAGAAACGAUUUGCUGUGCAUUCAUUACAUUUUUUGAAGCUUGAAAUGAUUUGGUGUAUAUAUCCGGGGCUCUUGAGACAUGGCAUCAGUGCUCAGACAGAUUGAGAAUUGAGUACUGUUCAGUUCAAAACUUGGCCGUGGCUGUUGUAGUUUUUUAACUGAAUGCAAUUUGUAUUGAGAUAUAAUA